Molecule: messenger RNA, 693 nt
Organism: Rotaria sp. Silwood1
Lineage: Eukaryota; Metazoa; Rotifera; Eurotatoria; Philodinida; Philodinidae
Source: the annotation of a GenBank genome assembly
AUGCUUGAUCUCGGUUAUAAAAUUAAUACAAAAGAACUAAAUAUUGAUUGGUGGUGUAAAAUUCGCCUUUCAAUCGUUUAUACAACCUACUUCAUUUCAUCUUUACUGAAUAUAUUAGCAUCAUUUGAUCGAUAUGCAUCAAGUUGUCGACAAAGUCGAUAUCGAAAUUUUUGUCAAACAACAAUAGCACGGCGAAUCAUUAUUACUGUAAUUGUUCUUGCAUGUAUUAGUAAUUCUCAUAUGUCAUUCAAUUUGGUUGUUGUUAACGGAAAAUGUUGGACAAGACCUGGAUGGUAUCAAAUAAUCUAUGAUACUGUUUUUUUGGUUAUGUAUAAUCUCUGUUAUCCACUUCUAAGUGGUAUGUUUGCUUUGUUAACUAUCAGAAAUAUGCGACGUUGUCUUAUAGUACAUACAUAUAAAAUUAAAAUAAAAGAUUUUCAACGGAUGAUCGUUACUCAUUUAAUAUGUUUUAUUCUUCUAACUAUGCCAUUUACUAUUCAUAAAUUGUACAAUGGUGUGACAAUCUAUCAUUCAAAAGAUUUAUUACGACGUCAAUGGGAAAAUUUUAGUAUGUGUAUGGUUUAUAUUUUAUGGUUUGCUAAUGAUGCUAGUAGAUUCUAUAUUUAUUCGCUUUCAUCAAAGAAAUUUCGUAGAGAAUUUCUUGCAUCAAUUCCAAUAUGUAAACCUUAUUAA